This is a messenger RNA of Antechinus flavipes (yellow-footed antechinus), 1536 nucleotides long. It is a transcript of the gene ENO3, whose product is annotated as enolase 3. The record is from RefSeq and is a predicted model, not a curated record. NCBI's taxonomy places the organism in Eukaryota, Metazoa, Chordata, Mammalia, Dasyuromorphia, Dasyuridae. Gene Ontology annotation, biological process: glycolytic process. Gene Ontology annotation, cellular component: phosphopyruvate hydratase complex. The transcript has 12 exons. Gene Ontology annotation, molecular function: phosphopyruvate hydratase activity; magnesium ion binding. Bases 143 to 1447 code for a protein of 434 amino acids.
AGGAGCUAAACAGAAGGGCGGGGUCAGUAAUAAAUGCCAGGCUUAGGAGUGAUAGCCACACACUGUCCCAGCAGCAAUCGGUACCCCAAGACCUAGCCCAAGGAACUCCAGCUGUGUUUCUCCACUGAAAAAAUCUGCAAUCAUGGCAAUGCAGAAGAUUUUUGCAAGAGAAAUCCUAGAUUCCAGGGGGAACCCCACAGUGGAGGUGGAUCUACACACAGCCAAAGGCCGAUUCAGAGCUGCUGUACCCAGUGGGGCCUCCACUGGGAUUUAUGAAGCUCUGGAGCUGAGAGAUGGAGAUAAAAGCAGAUACCUGGGGAAAGGAGUGCUUAAGGCUGUGGAACACAUCAACAAGACUUUGGCCCCUGCUUUACUGGAGAAGAAAUUAAGUGUUGUGGAUCAAGAAAAAGUCGAUAAAUUCAUGAUUGAACUUGAUGGAACAGAGAACAAAUCUAAAUUUGGGGCCAAUGCCAUCCUGGGUGUGUCUCUGGCUGUGUGUAAGGCAGGAGCAGCAGAGAAGGGGGUUCCCCUCUACAGACACAUUGCGGACCUUGCUGGGAACCCAGAACUUGUGCUACCAGUACCGGCCUUCAAUGUAAUCAAUGGAGGAUCCCAUGCUGGAAACAAGUUGGCUAUGCAGGAGUUCAUGAUCCUGCCCGUGGGGGCUGCAUCAUUCAGAGAGGCAAUGCGUAUUGGGGCUGAAGUUUACCACCACCUUAAGGGUGUCAUCAAGGCUAAGUACGGGAAAGAUGCCACAAAUGUAGGAGACGAGGGUGGGUUUGCCCCCAACAUCUUGGAGAACAAUGAAGCCUUGGAGUUACUGAAAACAGCCAUCCAAGCAGCUGGUUAUCCAGACAAGGUGGUGAUUGGCAUGGAUGUUGCUGCCUCCGAGUUUUACCGAAAUGGAAAAUAUGAUCUUGACUUCAAAUCUCCUGAUGAUCCUGCCCGGUAUAUCUCUGGGGAGAAGCUGGGGGAGCUAUAUAAAAGCUUCAUCAAGAACUAUCCUGUGGUUUCCAUUGAAGACCCCUUUGAUCAGGAUGACUGGGCCACCUGGACUUCAUUUCUUUCUGGAGUUGAUAUCCAGAUUGUAGGUGACGACCUAACUGUCACCAAUCCUAAACGCAUUGCCCAGGCUGUAGAGAAGCGAGCCUGUAACUGCCUCUUACUGAAAGUCAACCAGAUUGGCUCUGUCACUGAAUCCAUCCAGGCUUGCAAACUGGCACAGACUAACGGCUGGGGAGUGAUGGUCAGCCAUAGAUCUGGAGAAACAGAAGACACCUUCAUAGCCGAUCUAGUGGUGGGACUCUGUACUGGCCAGAUCAAGACUGGGGCUCCCUGUCGUUCUGAACGUCUGGCUAAAUACAAUCAGCUCAUGAGGAUUGAGGAGGCACUUGGAGACAAGGCUAUCUUUGCUGGGCGGAAGUUCCGUAAUCCCAAGGCCAAGUAAAUGGAAGAAAUGCUCUUGAUCAACAGAGACAUUUGAGUCCAUCAUUAUCUCCAUCACUCCUUUCAAUAAAGUGCUUUGGACAGUAAGAA